UAGAGCACAUAUUUCAGAACCCAAACCGUUGCUGGGUACAAUUUUAAAGUGCUCAUUUCAGACCGUCAGAGCGAACAAUCGACAUUUUCAAGAAACGUUUUACUUGAAUGUUUAAAACACUCAAUGUACAUGUGAUUGAUCGAAAUGGAUUUGAGAUUUCAUUUACUGGUGAUUGUUGUUCUUUUCAGAUUAGAUGUAUGUGUUCCAAAUACCUUGGAUGACCUACAGAAAGACUACGGGGAAUGGCGUCUCCAGAGGUCUCCCGAGUACUCCACGGCCAUGAAGUUUCACAAAUACAACGAUAAAACGGAGACAUUCGCAUACAACGGAUUCGACGAGGAAUUUACUAAGUCGACUAAUUUGCUGAAUGGCCUAAUGAACGAUGUAGUCUACAAUCAGCUCUCGCCGAAACAGAAGACGGACUAUGACAUCUUCAAGGAUACAUUAACAACCAUGAUCAACGGAUACAAAUGGAGAGAUUACAAUGCCCUCAAUCCAAUCAACUUUCUAGAGGGCCCGCAAAUCGAUCCUUCCUAUCUACAGAGUAUAACUCCUUUUGACACAGUUGGUGAUUUUGAAAACUACUUGAAACGUCUGGAAGAUUAUCCGAAACAGGCAGACGAGAUGAUAGAAAGAAUGAAUAAAGCAAUUGAGAAAAAACAUACUUACCAUUUGGUUUCUGUUAACAGAAUCCCAGGGCAAAUUGACGAUGUUUUGAAAAAUGCACAACCAACCACUUUUCCAAUGUACUUACCUUUUAAGGAUCGUUUGCCAAAGUCGAGUAUUGAUGAAAACAAAAAACAAGAUCUAGACAGAAAGGCACAAGCAGCAGUAUCUAAAAUAAUAGACAAGUAUAGACAUUUAAAACAGUACUUUAAUCAAACAUAUUUUAAACAUCUAAGACCAAAUUUCGGGGUCAACAGCUGGGAUAAUGGAACCGAAUUUUACAAAGCAUGUCUGCGAUGGCAUUUGUCUCUAGAUAUAACACCAGAUGAGGUUCAUGAAAAAGGUCGCAAGGAAGUAGAAAGAAUCUCAUCGGAAAUGAAAAAGAUUAUGGUGAAACUUAACCACCAAGGCUCAGUUAAGGAAUUUUUCGCGAACGUUAGACAAAAUCGAAGUUUCUAUCUUCAAAAUGGGCAAGAAAUUAUUAAAUGGUACAAAGAUCGAAUUAAAAAUAAGAUUGAGCCCCAGUUGCCAAAGUUCUUUAAAGACCUUCCCAAUUUACCGGUUGACGUACAACCCAACCCCAUCGAUGGCAUCGAUGGUCAGUAUUUGGCCGGACCCCCUGACGGAUCACGGCCUGGCACGUUUCAAGUCAAUGUGUUCCAUCCCGAAAAGUCUGUAACCAUAGACUUCAUGGCGUUACUUCUCCACGAGACAAUUCCAGGCCAUCAUUUGCAGGGGAGUGUGCAGUCCACAAACGUUGGUCCCGCAUACCGCAGAUAUAAUCUUGAUGAUAAAUACUUCCAACCGCCCUUUCUACCCCCAUUUUAUACUGCAUAUCUUGAGGGAUGGGCUUUGUAUGCUGAAUCUCUAGGUGAAGAAAUGGGAUUGUACGAGGAUGACUAUGAACUUAUGGGUAGGUAUGGAUCGGAAAUCUUCAGAGCUUGUCGUCUUGUGGUUGAUACCGGACUGCAUCACUUCAAUUGGACUAGGAAUAGGGCAAUAGAAUUCAUGUUGAAUUACACCGCGUACAGUGAGCAAUCAAUAACUACCGAGGUGGAUAGAUACUUAACAUGGCCAGGCCAAGCGUGCGGAUACAAGAUUGGCGAACUGAAAAUAAAGGAACUACGGGCAAAGGCACAGAAAGAUUUGGGAUCGAAGUUCGACAUCAAAGACUUUCAUUCUAUCAUUCUUAAAGAUGGAGCCCUUCCCCUUGAUAUUUUAACGAAAAACGUCAACCAAUGGAUUGAUGAAACCAAGAGGGCGUCAUCUGUUACUGCAGCACCGUGUAUUUCCAAAGCUUCUACGAACAGUAGACACCUUAAUCUGUUAGUGGGCGCUGUUACGAUGUGCUUCUUGUUCAAGUUUCGCGUGUUUUGAUUGACUACCAUUGGUUGUUUAAGGCUUUCGCAUGGUUUGCUGUCUACGCUUCAUGCUUUGCGGCAAUUGACCUGUAGCAUGGUUAAAUAAUGAUCAAUAUGACUAUUUUUCUAUAGCUAUAAACAGAUUUUUACAAUUUUAACCGCAGAUAUUGUAAAUAAGGGAAAUAAAUGAACUGUAUUUUUAGUUAAAAAAGCACUUUAUGAUGCAAGCAAUUUCGAUAGUUUUUUUCCUUGUAGGCAAUGCUUGAAGGUGAUGAUUUUCAAUAAAUCUUCCAUUGAAAGAUCAUAGUAAUGGCAUAAUAUCAAAUCGAAAGAAAAAAAACGAUGUAUUAUGAAUUCAUCUGUUGACAUAACAAGGUACAUAUUUUGUGUUUAAGAACCAUUCCUUUAUCCACUUUUUGUUUGUAAAACGCAAUUUAAUUGCCUGAUGUGAUUUUUUGUUUUUGUACUAGUCAAAAUUUAUGAUUGUUUUCUCGCACUUUGACUUUUGCCUUAACAUAUUUAUUUGCACUACAUCUGUAUAUAAAAUGAUAUUAAAUUUUCUCUUUUGUGA
Magallana angulata is the source of this 2598-nucleotide messenger RNA. RefSeq lists its product as uncharacterized. NCBI's taxonomy places the organism in Eukaryota, Metazoa, Mollusca, Bivalvia, Ostreida, Ostreidae. The transcript is spliced from 18 exons. The record is from RefSeq and is a predicted model, not a curated record. The coding region runs from base 145 to 2043 and encodes 632 amino acids.